Molecule: messenger RNA, 1530 nt
Organism: Anopheles darlingi
Lineage: Eukaryota; Metazoa; Arthropoda; Insecta; Diptera; Culicidae
Exons: 2
Coding region: 82-1320 (412 amino acids)
Source: RefSeq, a predicted model, not a curated record
UUGCAGCGAACCAAACCACCAAAACUUGGGAAAAGUUGGUAAAAUGGUGUGCCCCCGCAGAUAUUUCGGUUCCCGGUGAAUAUGUCGGACACGGAAGAUUACUGUGCCGCCGUAAUUAUAGCCCUAGCGACUGAUGAGCAACGGCCGGUCGUCAAAAGAAAACGGAAAACGAAAGAAGAAUGGAUAAGGAGGAGAGGACCCAGACGUGAGCCGCUGGUCGUUGAGCACAAAAUAUUGUCCGCGAUGGACUACAAAACCUACCUUCGAAUGGGCGCCGAUUCGUUUAGCGAACUCCUGGAAUUGGUCACACCUAUGAUCGUUAAACAAGACACGUUGCUGAGAGAAGCAAUCGCGCCGGAACGGAGAUUGAUGGCCACCCUGCGAUACCUGGUAACUGGUGUUUCCUUCGAACAACUGAAACACCCUACAGGCAUCGCAUCUCAAACACUGGGAAAAAUAGUGGAGGAAACUUGUGACGCUAUUGUUCACGUUUUGAAGGGUUUAAUAAAGACUCCAGCAAGCGAGGAAGAAUGGAAGGACGUUGCCGUGGCGUUUGAAAGAAGAUGGAAUUUUCCCCACUGCAUCGGAGCCAUAGAUGGAAAGCACAUCCUCAUACGUAAACCACCAGGAAGUGGUUCCUACUAUAUCAACUACCAAAAAUCUUUCAGUGUUGUGUUGAUGGCUGUGGUUAAUGCCGAUUACGAGUUUAUCUGGAUCGAUGUAGGAACCAAUGGGAAAGUUUCAGAUUCUGGAGCAUUCUCCAAAACAGAAUUUUAUAGGCGACUCGUAAAUAACGAACUAAAAAUUCCUCAGCCUGAUAAGUUACUAAAAAGUGAAAUGAACCAGCCGUACGCAUUUGUGGGAGAUGAGGCAUUUCCUCUGCUAGACAACCUAAUGAUACCAUUCAGUCGAGAUUAUAUGAGCAAAGAAGAAGCAAUAUUCAAUUACAGACUUAGACGUGCUCGUCGUAUGGCGAAGAAUACUUUCGCUAUCCUAGCAUCUCGGUACAGAAUUCUUUCGAGAGAAAUUUGUUUAAUUCCGGAGAAGGCAAACCUGAUAGUGCUUGCAUGUACCCAUUUGCAUAACUUUUUAAGAAAGAAAAAGGAUGAAUUGUAUAACGAGGGAGGCUAUGAAGUGGAGGAUACAACUACGGGGAAAAUCAUAAAUGCUGAUUGGAAGUCGGAACCAUCGUUACUUCCAUUGCAACAUAUCGCAUGCUUAAGUGUCCCAGAAUCUUCACAACAAGUACGGCUUAACCUGCUACACUAUUUUAAUAGCGAGCAAGGUUCUGUGCCUUGGCAGGACCGACUAUUCGAAUAAUAGGGAAUCAACCGAAUAAAAGAUGAUCUUGUAUUCGGCUAUUACUAUGCUCUUCUGUUUCUUCGUGUUAUGCAAGUAGUGAUACGCUAUUCUAAGUUAAUUUCAACUAAAUUUCCUGUUUUAACAAACUCUCUGGCUAGUGAAAUCGGGUGCCACAAUCUCCUGUAUUGCAGCUGGAACAAGUGCGUUUAAAUAAAAUAAAGCACUGCG